Molecule: messenger RNA, 4178 nt
Organism: Cygnus olor (mute swan)
Lineage: Eukaryota; Metazoa; Chordata; Aves; Anseriformes; Anatidae
Gene: PPM1H
Product: protein phosphatase, Mg2+/Mn2+ dependent 1H
Exons: 10
Coding region: 317-1864 (515 amino acids)
Biological process (GO): protein dephosphorylation
Molecular function (GO): protein serine/threonine phosphatase activity
Source: RefSeq, a predicted model, not a curated record
GGGGGGGCGGCGGCGGCCGGCCGCGAGCUCCGGCGGUGCCGCAGGAGGAGCAGGAAGCGCCGGGGCGAACCCAGCCUCGCCAUCACAUGACUCAGCAGCAGCAGCCGCCGCCACCGGGCUGAGCCCAGCCGGGAGGGGGAAACCUGCCGCUGCUGCCGCCGCGAUGAGCCCGCCGCCCCGCGGCCCCUGAGCCUUGAGCACCCCGGCCCGGCUCGGCUCGGCCCGGCCUGGCUCGGAGCUCCCCCCCCGGUGCGGGGUUGCGGCGGGGGCUCCCCCGUUGCGGGGGGCUCCCCGGCGGCGGCUGCGGCGGGGUACUAUGCUCACCCGGGUCAAGUCCGCCGUGGCCAAUUUCAUGGGCGGCAUCAUGGCUGGCAGCGCGGGCGGCGAGCACGGCGGGGGAGGCGGCGGCGGCUCCGACCUGCCCCUGCGCUUCCCCUACGGUAGACCCGAGUUCCUGGGGCUGUCCCCGGACGAGGUGGAGUGCUCCGCCGACCACAUCGCCCGGCCCAUCCUCAUCCUCAGCAAGGAGACGCGGCGCCUGCCCUGGACCACGGGCUACGCCGAGGUAAUAAAUGCAGGGAAGAGUACACACAAUGAAGAUCAAGCCAGCUGUGAAGUCCUCUUUGUCAAGAAGAAAUCUGGAGGCGCGAAUUCUACACCGAACAAGAAUUCAACAAAACGGAGGUCGUCGCUGCCGAACGGAGAAGGUCUCCAACUGAAAGACAACUCGGACACAGAUGGGAUCAGCCUGUACUACUGGUCCCUGUUCGAUGGACAUGCUGGGUCAGGAGCAGCGGUGGUCGCUUCCAAACUGCUGCAGCACCAUAUCCUGGAACAGCUGCAGGAGAUCGUGGACAUCCUGAGGAACACGGCCAUCCUCCCCCCCACCUGCCUGGGAGAGGAGCCUGACAACCCGGCCACCAACAGCAGGACACUGACACGGGCGGCCUCCCUGCGUGGCGGCGUGGGGGCCCCGGGCUCACCCAGCACCCCUCCAACACGCUUCUUCACCGAGAAGAAGAUCCCACAUGAGUGCCUGGUUAUUGGGGCUAUAGAAAGUGCAUUCAAGGAAAUGGAUUUGCAAAUAGAACGAGAGAGGACCGUGUAUAAUAUUUCUGGUGGCUGCACAGCCCUUGUGGUGGUGUAUUUAUUGGGGAAGCUGUACGUGGCAAAUGCUGGUGAUAGCAGGGCUAUAAUAAUCCGAAAUGGUGAAGUCAUUCCAAUGUCUUCAGAAUUCACUCCAGAGACUGAACGCCAGCGACUUCAGUAUCUGGCUUACAUGCAGCCCCACUUGCUGGGAAAUGAGUUCACACAUUUAGAGUUUCCACGGAGGGUGCAGCGCAAGGAAGUUGGAAAAAGGAUGCUCUACCGUGACUUCAACAUGACUGGCUGGGCAUACAAAACCAUUGAGGAAGACGACUUGAAGUUUCCCCUAAUAUAUGGAGAAGGCAAGAAGGCUCGGGUUAUGGCAACAAUUGGGGUGACCCGAGGACUGGGAGACCACGACCUGAAGGUGCAUGACUCCAAUAUCUACAUCAAACCUUUCCUGUCCUCAUCUCCUGAGGUGAGAGUCUACGACCUCCUGCAGUAUGAGCAUGGUCCGGAUGAUGUUCUUAUCCUAGCUACUGAUGGACUCUGGGAUGUUCUGUUAAACGAAGAAGUGGCAGAAGCUGUCACUAACUUCCUACCAAACUGUGACCCUGAUGAUCCCCACAGGUACACACUGGCGGCGCAGGACCUGGUGAUGCGAGCCAGGGGAGUGCUGAAGGACCGGGGCUGGCGAAUCUCCAACGACAGGCUGGGCUCUGGAGACGACAUCUCUGUCUACGUCAUUCCUUUAAUACACGGGAACAAGCAGUCGUGAGAGUAGCAUCGAGAGAGGUUGCAGAAAGGGGAUCUUUUCAGGAAGGGCCUCUAAGAGACGAUGUGUUUUUGGUGAUCUGACUGGGACAUCUCCAACUGAUGUAAUCUAUUCAAAGCUAAUGCUGGAGGGGUAUUUUUCUGCCCGAAAGGCAGGGCUCUGCACAUAUACUGUAUAUGAUUAAAGAUAACCCUUAAGAUUACAACUCCCCUAUAGAAAAGGUUUUGGUGCUUAACGGGAAUGGGAUUUAAAUGCUGCUAGCAUAUUAUGGAUUCUGUCAUCCCUCCAGGUGAAGACAUGAAAUAUGAGUUAAUUUUUUUCAGUUUACUAUGUAGCUUGGAAGAGCCAUUUCAGUUCUGAAAGUAGAGGUGGGUAUCAGAAGCCAUGGAGGCUCCUGAAGUCUAACCCCAGGUAUUCAGAGUAGUGACUUGGGUUACAUCUCAUUUAAAAGUACUUUUAUAUAUAUAUAUAUAUAUAUAUGAGACUCAAAAGUUUUCUUCUUCCAAAAAGUUGCUUUCAUGACUUACCUAUGGACAACUGCAAACUUGUGUAAUCCUUUGAAUCCCCAUUUUUCCUCUCAUCUCUUCUUCAGUAGACUAUACUCCUGUAUUUUAGUAGGAAAACUGAAAUCGUUUUUAGUGUGACUAUACCUGUUUACUGCAGCUAAAACAGCCAGCUGCAAAAUCGUCCAGGAGAAAUAGGUCACAGUCUUGUACUGCAAGAUUUGUUCUGAUACGAGGAGUUAUUUGUCGAGAUUCCCUGUUGUGUGUAUACCAUGCUUAUACAGGGCAAGCAAACUCAGCUUUAUGUGAUGUUUACCUGGAGGUUGUGGUUUCUUUGGGAUCAGAGAUUUUCAUUCAUUGAAUGGGUCUGUCUGCCUUAUCCUGUUGAAAGGAUCCCUGAACACACAGCUUUUGCAUCAGCUGGGAUUCGGUAAAUUUAUUUGGGCUCCUGAGUAUAUUUUCAUGUGGAUUUCUACUUGAAGUGACGAUAUUGUUCUGGUUAUCAGUUCGGGUACACAGAUAGUGAUCUGUUUAAGAAUGAUUUCACUUCUUCCUGCCUCACUUACUAUUCACCAUAUUCCUGCUUCCUGCUUGACUUGGCGAUCAGAAAGUGUCAGCUUAUAACUUUCUGUCCUCUCCGUUGUUGAGGACUGUAGUUGAGGAUCAAAAGAUCACUGUGAUAGUUACCAGCCCUUCACCCUUCACUAGCUUCAUCAGCUUUUUUUCUUACCAGUACUGAAUUGAUUUAAAUAAAGAAAACCUGAGUACAUUAUUGGAGUAAAAGCAAGUCCAAGGGAGUAACAACUGAGCAAAUCUGCAGCUUAACCUAGCUGCCUGCUCUUCAGACAGACAGCUCUUCACUUCAUUGGCUGCAAUUAAAAAAAAAAAAAAAAAAAAAAAAAAGGAAGGUUCUCAUAUAUAGGCAGAUGUGUCAGCUGGGGAGCCAGAUUCAACCUAAAUUGCUCCCAGACCACGUUCUUUUGGAGCUGCUAAUCCGGCUUGUACAUAAAAGCUACUUCUUGAAUAGCCAAAAGACAGGGAGCUGACAUAAUUGCAGAGCACUGACUGGGCAUCUCACAAAUGUUAUAUCCUUUCUAAAGGAGAAACUGCCAGCUCUAAGAGGAGGAUGCUAUGUCCUUUGUGCUCCCUGAGGUGUGCAGACUUUCUCCUGAACAGGAGUAGCCUAGAGCUUGCCAGUUUUAUAAUUUAUAACGUGCUAUGUAAACAAAGAACAGUGCUGUUUGGUAUAGCUGCCCAGAUGCUUUAUUUGAUUGCAUCCAAAAGUACGUGUGCAACAUUCUCAGAGAAUUUCAAAUGCCCUUCUCUAAGUCUCUAGACCCAGUAGGAGUUUCAGAGGUGAGCUGAGCCGAUGCGGAGUGUGUGAUGGCUCACACAUGCAGCAAACUGCAUGAUUUUAGCCUGGAAGCUGUUCCAUGCGUGCCCCAGUGCCUGCAUAUGAUAAAGCUGUGCAGAACACUGAGGUUUUAUGUUCUAGAGCUUCAGUAUAAAUCAACCGUGUAUCUGAUUAUGUGUUAUCACACUAUCUAUUCCUUUUUAUUUUUUCCCCUUUACAUCUUUUUGUAUGAGCAAAUGGGUGAAAAGAGAUCUGCAGGUUUGGAGUCUAGAGUAUUUUUCACAUGGCCCCACAUAUGUUUUGAAGUUCAAGCAAGAGAUCUGCUCUUGCAGUCUUUUUUUUUUUUUUUUUUUGGCCUAAUAAACUUGUAAACAUGCUUUUCAUGCUCUGUGUAACUCCUGUUGUCUCUUUGCAAAUGCAGUUGUGUAGUCCUUUAGCAAUAAAGAUCCUCUUUAAUGAA